Molecule: messenger RNA, 1546 nt
Organism: Diversispora eburnea
Lineage: Eukaryota; Fungi; Glomeromycota; Glomeromycetes; Diversisporales; Diversisporaceae
Source: the annotation of a GenBank genome assembly
AUUUACUGUUCCCAUUUUAUGGGACAAGAAACUUGGAACAAUUGUCAAUAAUGAAUCCCAUGAGAUUAUGCAUAUGUUCGAUAAAGUAUUUGAUAAAUUUCUUCCAGAAGAAAAACGAAAAUCUUAUUUUCCCGAAUCUUUAAGUGCAGAAAUUGACGAAAUUGACAAAUGGUCAAGAUUUGAAGAAAACGCCCUUAUAACUGGUACUGCCAAAACUCAAAAAGAAUAUGAUGAGAAUGUUGUUGUUGUUUUUGAGAUCUUGGAUAGAAUUGAAGAAAUUUUAUCUAAAAAGCAAUUCCUCACUGGUCCCAUCUUUACCGGAGCAGAUAUCAAAGUUUGGACCAUGAUCGUAAGAUUUGAUCCACUUUGCACCAUCUUCUUAAGAUGUAAUCUCAAGCUUAUCAGAACCGAUUAUCCAAAUAUUCUUCGUUGGGCAAGAGAAAUUUAUCAAAUGCCUAAACUUGCCGAUACUUUAAAUAUGUAUCAUUGUAAACGCAUGCUACCCCCGGGGGUGGAUUCAACGAUUAUCCCUAUUUAUGAUGGACCAGCUGCUAUUGCUUGGGGACCUUCCCAAUCUUUAAGUAUUGAGGAAGUUGAAGUUGCACCCCCAAGAGGAAAAGAAGUUCGACUUCAAAUUUUGGCGACUGGUGUAUGUCAUACAGAUGCUUAUAGAUUAUCAGGAAUAGAUCCUGAGGGUUCAGAUUGGCCAGUUAUCCUUGGUCACGAAGGAGGUGGUGUAGUCGAAUCAGUCGGCGAAGGAGUAACCUCGGUGCAACCUGGUGAUCAUGUAAUUCCGUUGUAUACACCAGAAUGUCGUAAAUGUAAAUUCUGUACUAGUGGAAAGACCAAUUUAUGUUCUUCAGUGCGAUCUACUCAAGUACGUGGGUUGAUGCCUGAUGAAGAAACACGUUUCACUUGCAAAGGAAAGAAAGUUUAUCAUUUUAUGGGCUGUUCUACCUUCAGUGAAUACACUGUUGUAUUGGAAAUUUCAGUUGCUAAAAUUAAUCCCGUAGCACCGUUGGAUAAAGUUUGUUUACUUGGAUGUGGAAUCACUACUGGUUACGGGGCUGUCAUAAGGACCGCUGAUGUUCAACCUGGUUCAAGUGUUGCGGUAUUUGGUUGUGGUGGUGUUGGAUUAUCUGUUAUCUUAGGUGCAAAGGCUCGUAAUGCUAGUCAAAUUAUUGCUGUUGACAAAAAUCCCAAAAAAUUAGAAUAUGCAAAAAAAUUGGGUGCCACUUCAUGUAUCAAUCCUGAUAAAUACGAUACUCCUGUUCAACAAGUAGUUUUGAUUGAAAUGACUGACGGAGGAUUGGAUUAUACUUUUGAUGCAACAGGCAAUACUAAAGUCAUGCGUGCUGCAUUAGAGUCAUGCAUAAGAGGAUGGGGUCAAUCUGUUAUAAUUGGAGUUGCAGGUGCAGGGGAAGAAAUUUCUACACGUCCAUUUCAACUUGUAACAGGUCGAACUUGGAAAGGUACCGCAUUUGGUGGAAUCAAAGGACGUACUGAAUUACCUGCUUUUGAAAUUAUGCAUGAUGGAGAUGGGUAA